GCUGUUGAUUGGCUGCGGCAGGAGAGGGCGGUCCUGCUGGCAGCAGUUACCCAGGUUUCCGGUGCUCGGCCAGAAAAGGGGACACCGCCGGACGUCCGUGGUGAAAUCACAAUGAAGAACCAAGACAAAAAGAAUGGGCCUGCCAAACACUCCAACUCGAAGAGCAGCCCGGGGCAACGGGAAGCGGGAGCGGAUGGAGCCCAAGCCCGACCCGGACAGACUGCUCCUGGGGCGGAAGCUGAAGGUUCCCCAAGCCAGGCUCCUGGGAAGACCGAGGGGGCUCGAGCUAAAGCGGCUCAGUCCGGGGCCCUCAGUGACGUCUCUGAGGAGCUGAGCCGCCAGCUGGAAGACAUUCUGAGCACUUACUGUGUGGACAACAAUCAGGGAGGCCCAGGUGAGGAGGGAGCACAGGGUGAGCCCGCUGAGCCGGAAGACACAGAGAAGGCCCGAACCUAUGCAGCCAGGAACGGGGAGCCCGAACCAGGCAUUCCAGUCAUCAAUGGCGAGAAGGAGAUCUCUAAGGGGGAGCCUGGUACAGAAGAGAUCCGAGCAAGUGAUGAGGUUGGAGACCGGGACCAUCGGAGGCCACAAGAAAAGAAGAAAGCCAAGGGUCUAGGGAAGGAGAUCACUUUGCUGAUGCAGACACUGAACACGCUAAGCACCCCUGAGGAGAAGCUGGCCGCGCUGUGCAAGAAGUACGCUGAGCUGUUGGAAGAGCACCGGAACUCACAGAAGCAGAUGAAGCUCCUUCAGAAGAAGCAGACCCAGCUCGUGCAGGAAAAGGACCAUCUGCGUGGUGAGCAUAGCAAGGCUGUGCUGGCCCGAAGCAAGCUGGAGAGCCUGUGCCGGGAGCUGCAGAGACACAACCGGUCCCUAAAGGAAGAAGGUGUGCAGCGAGCCCGUGAGGAAGAGGAAAAGCGCAAAGAGGUGACUUCACACUUCCAGGUGACACUGAAUGAUAUUCAGCUGCAAAUGGAACAGCAUAACGAGCGCAACUCUAAGUUGCGCCAAGAGAAUAUGGAACUAGCUGAGAGGCUGAAGAAGUUGAUUGAGCAAUAUGAGCUUCGUGAGGAGCACAUCGACAAAGUCUUCAAACAUAAGGACCUGCAGCAGCAACUAGUGGACGCCAAGCUCCAGCAGGCCCAGGAGAUGCUGAAGGAGGCAGAGGAGCGGCACCAGCGGGAGAAGGAGUUUCUCCUGAAAGAAGCUGUGGAGUCCCAGAGGAUGUGUGAACUGAUGAAGCAGCAGGAGACCCACUUAAAGCAGCAGCUCGCCCUGUACACAGAGAAGUUCGAGGAGUUCCAGAACACACUUUCCAAAAGCAGUGAAGUGUUCACCACAUUCAAACAGGAGAUGGAAAAGAUGACAAAGAAGAUCAAGAAGCUAGAGAAAGAAACCACCAUGUAUCGAUCCCGGUGGGAAAGCAGCAACAAGGCUCUGCUGGAGAUGGCUGAAGAGAAAACCCUCCGGGACAAAGAGCUGGAAGGCCUGCAGGUGAAAAUCCAGCGGCUGGAGAAGCUGUGCAGAGCACUGCAGACUGAGCGCAAUGAUCUCAGCAAGAGGGUGCAGGACCUGACUGCUGGGGGCCGGGCCCUCGCUGACAUUGGCUCUGAGCACAGGCCAGAGGCCACCACUGCCUCCAAGGAACAAGGUGGUGAGAGUCCUGGGGCUCAACCGUCCAGCUCUCCAAGGGCCACAGACGCUCCUGGCUGCCCUGGAGCACAGAUCACAGAAACAGCGGGCCAAACAGGGCCGGGAGAGCCCACCUCUGCCACUGCCUAGAGAUCAUGGUGCUGGGGCAUGCUGGGAGGGGAGCAGCAGCCCAGUCAGGCCUGGGCCAUGCAAGGCUUCCACACUAAGCAGCCCAGUGCUGAGGCCAGGGUGUUGUGACCUGGAAGGCGUCGGACACUUAGCAAUUUUGGAUUUUGUGGGUUAGUCUUCCAUGGAUGGGACAGGUGUGCAGAACCUCAUGCAGGUAUAUAGGUAACACCUGUAGGUAAACUGUGGGCUUUCACCACAGAUGGGUAUGCAGAUGACGUUGGUGACUGUAAACUGAAGAGUCUUGGGAGAUGUCAUCUGUAGCUGCCAUCACAGUACGCUGGCAGGUCAGAUGACUCCAGUGUUUUCCUCCCGAGCUCUGAGGCUCAGACCCCUCUUGGCCUUCUCAGGGCUUGUGACAAGUGAAAAAACCCAGGCCUGGACUCUCUGUAAGCAGAAGGUGGGCAGUUUGGGCUCUUGUCACUCUCCUGGAGGGUCCAUUGCUUCUCUUAACCUGGGAAGGGUAUCCCUGGCAAAAUCUUUUGUGGAUGGCGUGCCUGUGUGGGAGGGAAUCCCCUCAGGCCCACUUCCCCUCUGAUAGUGCCAGGUCCAGGCCAGUGCUGCUUCUCUGUUCUCAGUAGCCUUCUCAUUCACAGGUGCCUCUAGCCUGCACAAAUCAUUACAAAUGUCACCCAAAGGAUUCUUUCGGGAGGGUUUUUGUUUGCUUGUUUUGCAUAAGAGUUUGUAUUAAAGAACUUCAAAGGAAGGAGGAGGGACACUCCAGCAGUGGCCUCCAGGUGCCUGGCCCACUCGGAACUGCCCUGUCAGGGUCCUUUACCGUGUAGAUGCCAAGGCACCCUGCUUGGGAAGAUGAGGUAUUUCAGAGAAGGGAAGAGGCUUUGCCACAGGCUUGCCUAGGAGGCUACACUGGUUACCCUCACUUCUCCAUGCAGCCUCUGCUGACUGCAGGCCCAGGGCCCCUGGCAUGCAGUCAUUCCUUUUAGCUCUUGUCCUUAACCCCCAGCUCACAGGAGCAGUUUGAGGGUUGCUCUCUUGUUGUUUCCUAGCACCCUCUUGGCCAAAAAGAGUUGUUGGGAUUUCACUUCUUCCUGCUUAAGCUGGCUGACAUCCUAGGAGCUAAUAGCUCCAGGGAGUUGGCUUCACCUUCCCUCCCCAUUCCCUCACAGUGUUACUGUGUUCUCUGCAGGCUCUGCUGAAGUUCUUGCUGCACACAUGCCAGGGUGUUAGUCCGUCUACACAGCAGCCUCUGGAGUAACAGUGUCUUGGAAGCUGAGGCUCCACUUCCAUAAGCUAGGUGGACCAUACACUGAGGUUGGAGGACAUUUUGCUUCUCAUUGUAUUUCAACUAUUGCAUUAUCCUGCAAGGUUUUUUGUCUUUCAUAACUAGCCUCUAAGCCCCCACAUACAUUAAAAAUUGAGCAGGGUGUGUGGUAUAUUCCUAUAAUCCCAGAACUCAGCAAAGCUAGAAAGCAGAACCCCUUGUCAGAAAACCAAAAAGUAAAAGGGUGGUAGAAAACAUCACUUGCUAACAAUCAUGUGUUCCAAUCCUGACAUUACAAAUGAAUGACCCCUUCCCCAUGCCAUGGGCUCUACCACUUUGCAUACUUGCUACCCUGGUAUAUUUAUUCACUCAGGGUGCCCAGCAGCUGUGUGAGGUAUUGAGGCUUUACCACCUCCAGCUAGGAUCUGUUGUCCUGUGGAAUUUCUCCCAAGGUUUUAUAUCUUGGAAAUCAUAGUAUUCUUCCCUCUUCCAUAAGGCUUCAACCUGUAUUCCAGGCUGAGAUCUGACCUGUUAACCCGUGGGGCUCUGUAGGCCACAGAGAUCUAAGGGUGAGGCGUCUUUCUGCCUCCGUGAGAACAGAAGGGCCUUAUGUUGACUUGCCCCACUUCAGCUACCUCUUACAGCUCGUGCAGGGGUUACAGCUGUCGGGUCUCGGUGUGGGAGGCUGCGGUGUGUCAGUAGAGCCUUGGCUGUUGUUCCAUCUAGGCACCCAGGGCAGUACGUAGAUAGUAAUCUCUUUCCUUUCUCCUCUCCACUGACCAAAUCUAAAUAGUCAGUACAGCUGCUCUGAUUUCCAAAGUCAGCCCAGGAGCCUGGGCCAGCUGCAGGGAGGUGGCCUAUCUGUGAGAAGGGCCAGUGCCUUCCUCACUUGGGCAAGUCCCUUGCACAUGACCUCAUUUUAGGACCAAGAGCUGUGUUGGUUUCUUAAGAUUGUUAGCUUUUUCUCUAGAGGACCACAGUGGUUAUGGCUUAGAGCCCAGGGCCCUUGGCUAUACAAACAACACUUAGGUCCAGGGGAGAGCUUCUUGUGCACCAUGUCAGCCCCACUUCUUGUCCUUGUUUUCCAGGAGACUUUUGGACCAUGGGUGGAGCUUAGGCACUUUCUGUAAGAAUGUUGUUUCUGUAAAGAUGGUUAUUUAACACUUCUUAAUCCCCAUCAUGUUACUCCUACUGAGGGCUGAGCCAGGCCAGUGGAGCUGCCCAGGUGUGCGCCGCGGGGCUGCAGCCUGCUGAGAGCUGGCGGAUCCCCAGGCACCUGACCGACCAGCCUGGGCUAGGAGGGCUGCCUCUGGCCCCAUGAUUGCUUUCCUUUGCCACCCACACUUGUUUGAGGUUGUGGUGACGACUUUUUUUCCCCUUCUCUCCCCUUCCCAGUCUACUUUUGGUAUUCACAACAGCCAGGGUCUUGAUAUUGAUGUAUUUUACACCACAUUAAAUAGUCUGUUGCCUUACUUGUA
This is a messenger RNA of Apodemus sylvaticus (European woodmouse), 4518 nucleotides long. It is a transcript of the gene Txlna, whose product is annotated as taxilin alpha. Lineage: Eukaryota; Metazoa; Chordata; Mammalia; Rodentia; Muridae. Bases 112 to 1782 code for a protein of 556 amino acids. The record is from RefSeq and is a predicted model, not a curated record. Gene Ontology annotation, molecular function: syntaxin binding. The transcript has 11 exons.